Messenger RNA from Anthostomella pinea, 270 nucleotides. Lineage: Eukaryota; Fungi; Ascomycota; Sordariomycetes; Xylariales; Xylariaceae. The record is from the annotation of a GenBank genome assembly.
AUGACAAAGGAGGACAGAGCCCCUUAUAACUUCAGCAAACUGAAGGGCAAAUUGAGAGGCUGGGCGUCAAGGAACAACAACAAUACUCGAGCAUCUACUUCUACCCGACCCAAUAACCCUAAGAAGGUACACUAUACCGACAGCAUAGAGGUGUACCAGCCUGAGGAUGACGACAGAAGCAAGGCUGAGACCCUUGCGGAUGAAGAUAAAGAUGACCCUAUCUUCAAUGAUAUCAUCCAGAGAAUACUAGAUGAUGAGGAUGACCAAUAG